Melampsora larici-populina 98AG31 is the source of this 978-nucleotide messenger RNA. RefSeq lists its product as uncharacterized. The transcript has 7 exons. The record is from RefSeq and is a predicted model, not a curated record. Bases 1 to 978 code for a protein of 325 amino acids. NCBI's taxonomy places the organism in Eukaryota, Fungi, Basidiomycota, Pucciniomycetes, Pucciniales, Melampsoraceae.
AUGUUUCAUUCGAUGCUCCUGAUCGAAAUAUCCCGACUCAAUAGCAAGGUUGACUCGCUAGCCAACCAAAUUGCUACGGGGUCCACCAUCGCCCCUGCACCCGCGCCAACGCCAGCACCGGGAGCACAGGAAGGGCAGGAUGUAGUAACGUCAUCUGCUGCUGACGAUACGACGCACAAGAAGUGGAAGGCUAGCAGGAAGCUGGUGGGUUUGAUCAACCCCAUGGCCCUUAAAUUCCUAUGGUCUGCAGAGCUGGAGGCAUACACUGCGAUUAGCAACAAACGCGAAGGUUAUCACCCAAAGUCAUUGUUUAAUAUGAUCAAGAAAACACUCGCUGGGGAAACUGCGGCGUUUAAGGCCCAGCACCUCCCUCCCCAACGCAAAGGAGUCGAGCACGCAGCCAAUACGACAGCGUAUGCUUCAGCCCUCCGAGACGCCGGCAAACAAGGGCGAGAGAAGCUACACAACGUGCUUUUGGUAGGUAUACAUGACCCUAAAUCGAAGGAGAUUGUGGGCACGCCCGUUCCCUCAAUCAAAGACAUGGUCAAACGAGUGGCUAUCAGAUGUGGUGUAGCUGACACAUCGGCCGAGGAGGAAGCGGUGUGGAAAGCUACCAAUCAUGAGACUAGGGCACGAGUAGCCUACAUGCGUCGGGAAGCCGCACGGGUGAUCUGCAAAGGCCACAAAGGAAAUGAAUCCGUUUGGGCCAAUAUUGAUCACCAGCUUUCAAUACUGCGAUCGAAGCGGGAUGAAAACUAUGCUGCAGCGUUUUAUGACCUUGUCUUUGAGGAGGAUAAACAGUAUUUCACCGGCAAGACCUGGUUCAAAACCAUCAAAGCCAAUCAGCUCGCUCAGAAUAAGGCCCUGGACUUGCCUUCCGAAGAGGCCAUCAUGGCACGUAUGGCGCUAGAGGACGCCCGGCGUGUGAGUGGUCCUGGAACCAGCAACGGCGGCAACCAAGGAACAACAAGUGCUUAA